Monopterus albus (swamp eel) is the source of this 1955-nucleotide messenger RNA. It is a transcript of the gene ppp1r8b, whose product is annotated as protein phosphatase 1, regulatory subunit 8b. Bases 168 to 1124 code for a protein of 318 amino acids. Gene Ontology annotation, molecular function: protein binding. NCBI's taxonomy places the organism in Eukaryota, Metazoa, Chordata, Actinopteri, Synbranchiformes, Synbranchidae. The transcript is spliced from 7 exons. The record is from RefSeq and is a predicted model, not a curated record.
UAGUUUAAAAUGGUGUUGGGUGUAUUUUUCGCAAGAAGAUGCCUCAUGUUUAAUUUCAAGAAUGCCAGACAUUUGCAGAAUACUUUUAGAAAUUAAGAUAGGAUCUUUAUCAUAUUCCAUAACCUUUGGGGGCAGGCAAGCCACCCCCGGGUCUCCAUCUAGACGUGAUGAAAGCGGACAAACUGAUAGAGAAACUGAUCAUAGAUGAAAAGAAGUACUACCUGUUUGGGAGGAAUCCUGACUGGUGUGACUUCACCAUUGACCACCAGUCAUGCUCCCGUGUCCAUGCUGCCCUGGUCUACCACAAACACCUAAAAAGGGUCUUUCUUAUAGAUCUCAACAGCACACAUGGUACUUUCCUUGGACACAUUCGUCUGGAGGCACACAAGCCUCAGCAGGUUCCUAUAGACUCCACAAUAUCUUUUGGGGCCUCAACACGGACGUACACCAUCAGAGAGAAACCCCAAACCCAAACUGCUGGCACAGCAGACAGUAAGACAGGAGAGGAUGAGGAGCUCAAAGGACUGCUAGGACUCCCAGAAGAAGAGACAGAACUAGAGAACCUGACAGAGUUCAACACAGCUCACAACAAGCGCAUCUCCCUCCUGACCAUCGAGGAGGGUAACUUAGAAAUCCAGAGGCCUAAGAGGAAACGCAGGAACUCCAGAGUUACCUUCAGUGAGGAGGACGCUAUCAUUAACCCAGAGGAUAUAGACCCCUCAGUUGGACGCUUUAGAAAUAUGGUGCAGACUGCUGUCAUCCCCAUCAAGAAACGGAGAUCAGAGGGUCAAAACACUCUUGGUCUUGAUGACCUGGCUUCAAAACGCAUCCACGGCUACAGCUCGGCCAGUGGUCUCUAUGGGGACUUGCCUCCCACCACUCAUGAGAACCAGCCAAUAGGAGCUCCAGGAGGUGCUGCUAUGCAGGGCGGGCUUCCGCUCCCCUUCCCUAAUCCAGCACCAGAGGUGGACCUGGCCCCAGAGGCUCCCCAGCCCCCUGUCACACUCAACCCCACCCCUGUCACAGCACCCUAUCUACCAGAGACCCACAAUGAGCCACGCAAAAAGAAGUAUGCCAAAGAAGCUUGGCCGGGCAAGAAACCCACCCCCUCGCUACUCAUCUAACCAGUUUCUUAAAGGUGCUGACUCUCAGGUUACCAGCAGAUGCAUCAGGGACUAUGAUCUGAUGGUGGUGGUGUCAUUCAAUUCUCUCUCUCUCUCUUUUUUUUAUUUGUUGUGUUAUUUACUGUCAUCACAAAAAAGCAACAUACAGUUCCCCUGUGGUCUAUCAAAAGAUAUCAUCUACAUUACUAAGUCAGCAGUUGAUAUUUUAGCCAGAAAACAACUCGGUCUCAUUGACUGCAAACUAAACUGACAUAAAUUCACAAGACUUGGCAGUGAGCAUUUGCCUCAGAGUGGCAGUUAGAUAUGCUUGUCUGAGUGACAGGGUUCAUAGAUAUGAUGGGUCACUGAGUUAUGUUUUUGAAUUUUUUUUUUAAUUAUUAUUUUUUUUUUUUUACCAGUUUCAGCAUUUUUCACUCCAAUAUUUUGGUAAUGCUAUUAAACAAAUUGCAAAAAGUGCAUUUAUAUGAGAUAUUUUACUGUGAGUCAGGGAAGUCAGAGAAUCCAGAUAUGAUAACAUGGGGCUGUUUUUAUUUUGAAAAUUUAUUGAUAUAAUGUAGUUAAUUGACUGAAACAUUUCCAUUACCAAUAUGACAACAGAAAUGUCUUGCAUUUGUGGAACAAGCCACUAGAUGGUGACUUGAGCGCUGCAAGUAUAUUUGUUUAUGCUCUGUUGUGCUAAUUUUAACCUUAUCCAGUCUAAUUGUGGCAUCCCCUGAAAGUGGUGCCACAAUUUCCUAGUUAUUCUUUUCGAUCCUUCUGCAGAUAAAAUCCAUUUGCCAUGUCUAAACAGUAUAUUGAUCAUAUGUGUCCUUUGCCUUCUCAGUAGAUUGA